Molecule: messenger RNA, 2825 nt
Organism: Jaculus jaculus (lesser Egyptian jerboa)
Lineage: Eukaryota; Metazoa; Chordata; Mammalia; Rodentia; Dipodidae
Gene: Plekhg6
Product: pleckstrin homology and RhoGEF domain containing G6
Exons: 16
Coding region: 136-2502 (788 amino acids)
Molecular function (GO): guanyl-nucleotide exchange factor activity; GTPase activator activity
Source: RefSeq, a predicted model, not a curated record
GGCUGCGGUCGGGGAGGCCGCGCACGGCCUGGGCACCGGCGCCCGGACACCUGCGCGCACAGGAAAAAAAAGGGGGACCCCUUUCCCCUGGACAUUGGAGCUAUGACCCUUUGGAGGUAACGCAGGAGAGAAGGGAUGCAGAAUUUUGGUCCUCGAAAUGAGGGCCCCCUCCAAGGCCUGGUAGCUUCCCGCAUUGAGACUUACGGGGGCCGCCAUGGGGCCUCUGCCCAGAGCUCCACGAGCAGUGUGUAUCCCGGAGGAGGCAUUGCUCUGGAUCCCAGUCAUGGACACAUCCAGCACUGCGUCCCCUUUGCCAAGGGUCCUGGCCAGCUCCGAGGCCUGUCCCCUUUGGUGCUGCGAGAACCAGAGUCUGAGAAGAGGUACAAAGUCCACUGGGGGGCUGGCCCCCCUCACUCUCCCAAACUCAAGGAAGUCACCAAGGCCCAUGAGCUGGAGGUGAGGCUGCACACAUUCAGCAUGUUUGGGAUGCCCCGCCUUCCCCCUGAGGACCGGAGGCACUGGGAGAUAGGAGAAGGUGGUGACAUCAGCGUGACCAUGGAGAAGUCCUGGAAGGAGCUGGUGCCUGGACACAAGGAGAUGAGCAGGCAGCUUUGCCACCAGCAGGAAGCCCUGUGGGAGCUCCUGACCACGGAGCUGAUCUACGUGAGAAAGCUGAAGGUCAUGACCGAUCUCCUGGCUGCCGGUCUGUUGAACUUGCAGCGGGUGGGACUGCUGACCGAGGUAUCAGCUGAGACCUUGUUUGGAAAUGUCCCCAGCCUGAUUCGAGCCCACCGGAGCUUUUGGGAGGAGACGCUGGAGCCCACCCUGGAGGAGGCUCGGUCCUCUGGCGAGCCUCUGGACCCCAUCAGCCUGCAAAGUGGCUUCCUGUCGUUUGGCCAGCAGUUCCAGCCGUACGUCCAGUACUGCCUGCGAGUGAAGCAGACCAUGGCUUAUGCCCGGGAGCAGCAGGACACGAACCCCCUGUUCCACACCUUCGUGCAGUGGUGUGAGAGGCACAAGCGCUCGGGAAGGCAGACGCUGGGCGACCUGCUCAUCAAGCCUCACCAGCGCAUCACCAAGUACCCGCUGCUGCUGCAGGCCGUGCUAAGGAGGAGCCCCGAGCCGCAGGCCCAAGAGGCCCUGAAUGCCAUGAUUGAGGCUGUGGAGUCCUUCCUGCAACACAUCAACGGACAGGUCCGCCAGGGCGAGGAGCAGGAGAGCCUGAUGGCUGCGGCCCAACGCAUUGGGCCCUACGAGGUGCUGGAGCCGUCCAGUGAGGAAGUAGAGAAGAACCUUCGUCCAUUCUCCACCCUGGACCUGAUGUCCCCUAUACUUGGAGUUGCCCCCAAACACACAAGGCAGCUGCUGCUGGAGGGACCUGUGCGAGUGAAGGAGGGGCGAGAAGGGAAGCUGGACGUGUACCUCUUCCUCUUUUCCGACGUGCUCCUGGUGACCAAGCCCCAGCGCAAGACGGACAGAGCCAAGGUCAUCCGCCCCCCGAUCAUGCUGGAGAAGCUCGUGUGCCGACCACUGCGGGACCCCAACAGCUUCCUGGUGAUCCACCUCACUGAGUUCCAGUGCGUCUCGAGCGCCCUCCUGGUGCACUGCCCCAGCUCCAAGGAUCGUGCUCGGUGGCUGGAGAAGACCCAGCAGGCACAGGCCGCCCUGCAGAAGCUGAAGGCAGAGGAGUAUGUCCAGCAGAAGAGGGAGCUCCUGGCCCUGUAUCGGGACCAGGGCAGGCAGUCCCCAAGCACCAGGCCCUCCACGCCUUCCGCAGAGGGCUCUCAGAGCAGCGCAGACGGGAGGACCCCCGAGCCCACCACCACCAUCCCGCUCCUGGUGGUGACUGAGGGUACAGACGAAGAGGUGCCCUCGGUACCGGACGACACCUCGGACUCUGGCUACGGCACUCUGAUCCCGGGUUCCCCCAAGGACUCUGGCUCCCCGCUGCUGAGCAGGCUCCGCCCUAGGGCCCUCCGUCGGGACCCUCGCCUCACCUUCUCCACGCUGGAACUCCGGGAUGUCCCCUUGCGCCCCCAGCCCCCCGACCCCCAAGCCCCCCAACGCCGAAGCGCCCCAGAACUGCCGGAAGGGCUACGGAGAGGGGGCAGUCUUCCCAGGGGAGAGCCCCCAUCCUGGUCUGAAGAGGAAGAUGGCACCUCGGUGCCAGGGAAUGUCGUGAUGGAGACCCUGCACAGGGCCCAGCGGCGGGGACAGCGCCCGGACUCUCCCACUCACACCGACUCUGCCGGGGAGAGCCCUUGGGAGUCCUCGGAGGAAGAUGACGGACCUCGCUCCCCAGCAUCGCACCGCCACCGCCGUCCUCUGCGGGCCGAGGACAUGCUCAGAGAGAUCCGCGAGGAGCUGGCCAGCCAGAGGAUUGAGGGCGCCCAGGUGCCUGGGGAUGGCAGGCCCCGGAGGCUGACCCGGGCCCAGCUGCAGAGGAUGAGGGGACCCCACGUCAUACAGCUGGACACUCCCCUGUCCACAUCGGAGGUGUGAGGACUGCUGCGGACCUUUGGCACUUCUCCCAGAGGAAAUGGUCAUCACUCCCACCCCCUGGACUCUACCUCAAGGACCACACUGCCCACUAAUAAUAGGCCGGUGCCGGGGUGCCUGCUGGCGAACUCUGGAGGUCACGAACUGUACAUUUCUGUAUCAUAGACAUCCCUGGGCCUCAAAUAUAAAGCUCUGCGGAAACAUGACUUGGUUGCUCAACCCGAGAUGAAGGUGGGAAGACCGAGCCCGGUUACCCGGGGCGGUGCGAGGGCGCCAUUGCGCGGGCAGACCUGGCGUUUCCAGCCUCCCAUAGACCACUCUCUUUU